Molecule: messenger RNA, 1884 nt
Organism: Bubalus bubalis (water buffalo)
Lineage: Eukaryota; Metazoa; Chordata; Mammalia; Artiodactyla; Bovidae
Gene: RPUSD1
Product: RNA pseudouridine synthase domain containing 1
Exons: 6
Coding region: 183-1109 (308 amino acids)
Biological process (GO): pseudouridine synthesis
Molecular function (GO): pseudouridine synthase activity; RNA binding
Source: RefSeq, a predicted model, not a curated record
CCGUGCCUUGGGCGGGACGUGGGCGGGGCUGAGACCGCAGGCCGGGCCGGGCCAGGCGCACCUCUGUGGCCUGAAUUACUGCUCCGGGACCACUGGGCCGCGAGGCGCGGGACGCGAGUGCGGGAACCAGGGACAGGUCGCGGCAUCGGAAGCCCGGACGGCGCAGCCCAGCUGCAGCCACCAUGGAGCCAGGCAGUGUGGAGAAUCUGUGUGUCGUGUACCGGAGCCAUGACUUCCUGGUGGUGAACAAGCACUGGGACGUACGCAUCGACAGCAAAGCCUGGCGGGAAACGCUGACCCUCCAGAAGCAGCUGCGGCACCGCUUCCCAGAGCUGGCUGACCCAGACACCUACUACGGGUUCAGGUUCUGCCACCAACUGGACUUCUCCACCAGCGGGGCACUCUGUGUGGCUUUGAACAAGGCGGCUGCAGGCAGUGCAUACAGGUGCUUCAAGGACCGGCGAGUCACCAAGGCUUAUCUGGCUCUGGUGCGGGGGCACGUCCAGGAGAGCCGGAUGACCAUCAGCUACGCCAUCGGCAAGAACAGCACAGAAGGCCGGACCCACACCAUGUGCAUUGAAGGCACACAGGGUUGUGAGAACCCAAAACCAAGCCUCACAGAGCUGGUGGUCCUGGAACACGGGCUGUAUGCAGGUGACCCAGUCUCCAAAGUGCUGCUGCAGCCCCUCACAGGCCGGACGCACCAGCUACGCGUGCACUGCAGCGCCCUUGGCCACCCCAUCGUGGGGGACCUGACCUAUGGCCAGGCCUUGGGCCAGGAGGACCAGCCAUUCCGUAUGAUGCUGCACGCCUUCUACCUGCGCAUCCCCACGAGCACCGAGUGCGUGGAGGCCUGUACGCCCGACCCCUUUGUGCCCUCCCUCGAUGCCUGCUGGAGCCCUCAUACCCUGCUGCAGCCACUGGACGAGCUCGUCCAGGUCCUGCGGGCCGCCCCAGACCCUGACCCCUCAGAAGGAGGCCCCGGGCCCUGCAGCCCCUGCACGCCCCUACCUGGGCCAGGCCGGCCCCCACCACCCCCCGAGACAGACGUGCAGCGGGCCUCCUGCCUGCAGUGGCUAUCAGAGUGGACGCUGGAGCCAGACAACUGAGAGCAUCAUGCUAGGAUGGGAACAGCAGGCUGGGACCUGCAGGCCGGGGCUGCUGGUCAGAGCCCUGGAGAGUCCCUGCAGCGGCCAGGCCUAGAGCUGGGCAGCUGCGAUCGCAGAGGACAGGACUCUUGGGCUGCAGGACCCACACUGGCCUCCGUACCAACGCUGCUCUCCAAAUGGCCUCAACAGCGCCUCGCUGGUUCUAGAGCCUCAGCUCCAGGGACUGACUUGUAGACGUGAUUGGGGUCAACAUGCAAGAGGCAGAGCCAGGACCUGGGCCAGCCUUAGGUGGGCUCCUUCUGGCCCCCUACCCCACCCCCCAGAGCACCCUGCUGCAUAUUGCUCUGCCUGGACCUCCGUGCCCGCCAUCCCCAGCCUGGCUGGGUCCUCCGUCUGCAGACCUCUACACCCUGACCCCCGCCCCCCGCGCCAGGCUGGUCCUACCUUGUGCCUUUGCUUCUGCCAGAUUCUGGCCCCCCCACUCACAUGCUGAGCGUCUCGCGUGGAAGUGGGUGUGGGCCACACACGUGCCAUCAGCCCCCCCAACCCCCACCACAUGUCAUUCCUGCAGGCCUGCCCUGAGCAUUGCCCUGUGGGGUCUUCCAGGCCCCUCGUUGCAGCCGCUGCCUCUACCGCCUGCCUGACAGUCCCCAGGCAGGACCUCCGCCUGGAGCCAGGGGAGCCAGGCAGUCUGUCCAUCCCAACAACGUGGCCCAGCUGCAGGCCCAGCUGGGCUCUGAGGAUGGAGAAUAAACGCUCAGUGACAACCUGCAAA